Messenger RNA from Puccinia triticina, 549 nucleotides. RefSeq lists its product as uncharacterized. Bases 1 to 549 code for a protein of 182 amino acids. The record is from RefSeq and is a predicted model, not a curated record. The transcript is spliced from 3 exons. NCBI's taxonomy places the organism in Eukaryota, Fungi, Basidiomycota, Pucciniomycetes, Pucciniales, Pucciniaceae.
AUGAAGACGCGGUCGAAUGAUGGCCAUCGAACCCUCGUCGCAAUCACACCAACCAUGACCGAACGACCAUCAACGACAGCAAAGACGAACGAAAAUAGCACCGCCAACUCAUCACCACAGGUCCAUGCUGAUCGGAAAAACAUGCCGUUGAACGAUUGGAAUGCGAUCCGACAGUCAUGGCUACAACCGAACAAUAUCAACAAUCUACCGUCGUCAUCUACGAAUCAAACUACUAUUACUACUUCCACUUCCGAUAAUGGCCAGAAGCGAACCGUGAAGAGGCUGGCAAAAAUUGAUCAGAUGUUGGCCGAUUACGAUAAAGCAUCCCGACUCGGCCAUCCCAAUCCAAAGCCUAUGCUGAGCGUGAUUGACUUCGCAGAUCGAUUGACAAAUCAGGCCCAGGGCCACCCCGGACCAAUUCCACUAUCUCAAGCGGUUUCAAUGCUAUAUCGAAGCUGGUUUCAUGAUGGUACGAUUCCAGACUCAUUUCCAUUUCAUCUCGAAAAGAUGAAAGAUGCCAAUGAUACUGAACAAGAGCAACAGGAAUGA